Molecule: messenger RNA, 1700 nt
Organism: Amaranthus tricolor (Joseph's coat)
Lineage: Eukaryota; Viridiplantae; Streptophyta; Magnoliopsida; Caryophyllales; Amaranthaceae
Product: probable WRKY transcription factor 57
Exons: 4
Coding region: 257-1291 (344 amino acids)
Biological process (GO): regulation of DNA-templated transcription
Molecular function (GO): sequence-specific DNA binding; DNA-binding transcription factor activity
Source: RefSeq, a predicted model, not a curated record
GGAGCUUCUCUCAUUCGGCCAUUCUGCCCUUCAAUUUUAUUUAUUUAAUUAUAAUUAACCCUUAUUUCUCUCUCCUCUUUCAGCGUGCUCUAUAAUCUCUGUAUUUGACAGGAGACAGCAGACAGGACUCACAUCACCACCUCUCUUAAAAAUUCCCCCUUUACGCCUUCCCUUCUUCCCCCCUUUCUCAAAACCCUAAUUUCCCCCCUCUUCCUUCUCUCCUUAAUUCUGCCUUACUAUAAACACUGAGUCACAUAUGGACUCGGAUUCCAAUAAACUCGAUCCGACUCACUCAUCCACCUGGUCACUCCCGUCCGAUUCAGCUUCCGACCAUGUUUUUUUCCUCAACAGAGAUCAUUCACACGAUAAUCACAUGUUAUCUGAGUUUCCUUGGUCGUACGAUGACUCGUCCGAGUUAUCACACACUCAUAGUUCACUCGGAUCUCCUACUCUUGCCGACAUGGACGAUUAUCAACCAUCUGAUGAUACUCCGAUCAUUUCACAAACAGAAGGAGUAGCAGCAAGUUGUAGUGGCUCUCAGCAGCAGCAAUCAUUAGUAGGUGAUCAAAUCUCCGAUGUUAUCGCUCCAAAUCCUUCAGCUUCAUCCAGUUCUUCGGAAGAUCUCGGCGAUAAACGUGUCGGCAAAGCGGCCAUUUCUACAGCUCUAGCUGACACUUCGACUAAAGUUAAGAAAAAGGGGCAGAAGAGAAUAAGGCAGCCACGCUUUGCGUUCAUGACUAAGAGUGAAGUUGACCAUCUUGAAGAUGGCUAUAGAUGGCGGAAAUAUGGACAGAAAGCUGUUAAAAACAGUCCAUUUCCCAGGAGUUAUUAUCGGUGCACCAACAGCAAAUGCACAGUAAAAAAGAGGGUAGAACGCUCUUCAGAAGAUCCAACCGUAGUCAUAACCACAUAUGAAGGCCAACAUUGUCAUCAUACAAUUGGAUUUCCGAGAAGUAGUGGAUUCAUUAGUCAUGAUACUGCCUUUCUUGGACAAUUUGCUUCUCCAUUGAGUACUUCUCAGUCCUCAUUUCUCUAUACAGGGAUCCCAUUUUCCCAGGAAACUUCAUUAAGCCCCAUUGCCCAAGUCCAAGCCCAAGCCCAAGCCCAAGCCCAAGCCAUGGAUUCAGUAAAUACAGUACAGUCUCAUCAUCAUCAUCAUUUACAAGCUCCGAGUCAUGACCCGAGAGAUUCUCCCACAUCUGUGGAAACAACUCAACAAACAGCACCUCUCAGUAGUAGUGGCCAAGGGUUGCUCGGAGAUAUUGUGCCUCCUGGAAUGCGAAAUCCAUGAGAUUUCGGGAGAUCAACAUGCUUGUAGCAAAAACUGGUGAAGUCAAUGCGAGACUAUGAUUAGAGUGACCUUGUAAUUAAGGAAAGGGAUAAAUAUAAAUCGCUCUAAAGCAAAACACUUAUCACAAUGCAAUUUUAGUAAAGAAGAGCAAGUGGGGCAAUCUCAGGGAACGGUUGAAGAACAAGUUGUUGUGCAAACGACGUAGAUUAAGUAUUUAGAAUUAGUAUUUCUGAGGAAUUGAGAGAUUAAUAAAGAUGUAACGUAAUGAUUUCAAAUUGAAUUGCUUAAAAAGAGAGCAACUAUUAGGCUAUUAUGUAUGUGAUAGGAAUUCCUGACUAAAAUUAAAAGGUACAUUAUAUGAGUAUAAGAUGAAAGCAACAUAAAUGCAAGUGUUAAGAUUGAUGUGUAU